Messenger RNA from Aspergillus clavatus NRRL 1, 2781 nucleotides. It is a transcript of the gene exgO, whose product is annotated as exo-beta-1,3-glucanase Exg0. Bases 1 to 2781 code for a protein of 926 amino acids. Lineage: Eukaryota; Fungi; Ascomycota; Eurotiomycetes; Eurotiales; Aspergillaceae. The transcript has 2 exons. The record is from RefSeq and is a predicted model, not a curated record. Gene Ontology annotation, molecular function: polygalacturonase activity.
AUGGCUUCCCACACUUCCAUCAUGCUUCUGUUGGCGCACAUUCUACUGUUCCUGGGUGUUGUCAAUGCAGUCCCGACCCCUCAGUCUCUCUAUGUCCGAGCUCCCGCCGCAAGGGACGCGGCGGGCACCUACUGGGUAGCCAAUAUCAAACGCCAGGGCGCUGUGCCGUUCGGCAAGAACCCCGACUAUCAGGUAUUCCGCAAUGUGAAGGACUUUGGCGCCAAAGGUGACGGCGUCACCGAUGAUACCGUCGCUAUCAAUCAGGCAAUCGCCUCUGGUGACCGCUGCGGGAAAGGAUGUGAUUCCUCGACCACCACGCCCGCCUUGGUCUACUUCCCGCCUGGUACCUAUGUCGUCUCCAAGCCCAUCCUCCAGUACUACUAUACCCAGAUCGUUGGUGAUGCCGUCAACCUGCCCGUCAUCAAAGCCGCACCGGGCUUCCAAGGCAUGGCCGUCAUCGACUCCGACCCCUACGAAAACGAUGGCUCCAACUGGUUCACCAACCAGAACAACUUCUUCCGCUCGAUCCGCAACUUGGUCAUUGAUCUGACCGCCAUGCCCCAGGGAGCCGGUGCCGGUAUCCAUUGGCAGGUGGGUCAGGCGACCAGCUUGCAGAACAUUCGCUUCGAGAUGGUCCAGGGCGGCGGUGAGGCCAACCGGCAGCAGGGCAUCUUCAUGGACAACGGCUCCGGUGGCUUCAUGUCGGAUCUGACAUUCAACGGUGGUAACUAUGGCAUGUUCCUGGGCAACCAGCAAUUCACCACCCGUAACUUGGUCUUCAACAACUGCAACACCGCCAUCUACAUGAACUGGAACUGGGCCUGGACCUUGAAAUCCGUCUCCAUCAACAACUGCAAGGUCGGCCUCAACAUGUCCAACGUGCCCCAGAACCAGACCGUGGGCUCCGUUCUGCUCCUCGACAGUAAGCUCGUCAAUACUCCCACCGGUGUGAUCACUGCUUUCUCCCAAGACAGUAUCCCCGUUGGUGGCGGUGUGUUGGUGCUCGACAAUGUCGAUUUCACGGGCUCCACGGCGGCCGUCGCCGACGUGAAUGGAAAGACCAUCCUGCCGGGUGGCUCGGUGGUUGCGAGCUGGAUUCAGGGCAACGCUUAUUCCCCGUCCAAGACUCUGAACAAGCGUGCCACUCAGCCCAAGGAGCAUGUCGUGGUCGAGACGAUCGUUGAAACCGUUGUCGCUUGCGCUGCAGAAUACCCGGAGCCCACCGAGACGUCUCCAGCUGAGGCAUGGUCGACCAACAUACACCCGCCGAUCGCGGAUCCUGCCCAGUCGACUCAGGCCGCUGGCGAAACUGGCCCAUUCAAGUCCAUCCCCACGGUGGUCCCGACAGGCUCUGGAUCGCUGACUGAGAAACCAUCUGUUCCGGCUGGCACCAUUGUCACAGGAAGCUCUCUGCCGGGAGAGUCCAACGGCACUCCCGAUCCUGCCAGGCCCACGAGCUCGAAAGCGAUCGAACCCUCCCAUCAUGGACCCCAGUCCUCGGCCACCAUCGCUUCCGGAGGAGCCAGUCACGGUGCCCGCCAGUGCGUGAGCCAGGCCGUCACGAAGACCCGUCUCCAGACCGUUAUGCCGCAGGCACCCAAACCUGCCGCCCUCCUGGCCGGGGACAAGGUCUUCGAGCGAUCUAAGCCUCUGUACACCGACUACCCCGCGUCAUCGUUUAUCAGUGUCAAAUCCGCCGGCGCCAAGGGUGACGGCCAGACCGAUGAUACCGUGGCCAUCCAAAAGGUGCUGAACAGCGCGACCGAAGACCAGAUCGUCUACUUCGACCAUGGUGCGUACAUCAUCACCGACACCAUCAAGGUUCCCAAGAACAUCAAGAUCACCGGUGAAAUCUGGCCCUUGAUCAUGGCACAUGGAGAGAAGUUUGCCGACGAGCACAACCCCAUUCCGCUUCUUCAGAUUGGUGAAGUGGGAGACAAGGGCUCCGUGGAGAUCACUGACCUGGUCAUCCAGACCAAGGGUCCUGCGCCGGGUGCGAUCCUCAUGGAGUGGAACGUGGCCGGAGUCACCCAAGGAGCCGCGGGGUCUUGGGACGUGCAUUUCCGCAUUGGCGGUUCCGCUGGCACGGAACUGCAGAGCGACAAGUGCAGCAAGACUCCCGAAUCGACCACAAAGCCGAACCCGGAGUGCAUUGCUUCGUUCAUGUUGCUGCACAUCACCGAGCAGGCCAGCGCGUACAUUGAGAAUAACUGGUUUUGGACGGCGGACCACGAGCUGGAUCUGCCAGACCACAACCAGAUCAACGUCUACAACGGUCGUGGGGUGCUGGUGGAGAGCACCGGGCCCGUCUGGAUGUACGGCACGUCCUCGGAGCAUCACCAGCUGUACAACUACCAGGUCACUAAUGCGCAGAACGUCUUCAUGGCUCUGAUCCAGACCGAGACGCCGUACUACCAGUCCAACCCGGACGCGCUGACUCCGUUCACGCCCCAAGCCUCGUGGCACGACCCGACUUUCGCGCAGUGCACGACCGCCGGCUGCCGCAAGGCGUGGGGCUUGCGCGUCAUGAACACGUCGGACAUGUUCGUGUACGGCGCGGGUCUGUACAGCUUCUUCGAGAACUACGAGCAGUCGUGUCUGGCCACGGAGUCCUGCCAGGAGAACAUGGUGGAGGUGGACUGCUCGGACAUCCAUCUGUACGGGCUGAGCACCAAGGCCAGCACCAACAUGAUCACAUCCUCCGACGGUGCAGGUCUGGUGCCUCAGGAUGAGAACAGGAGCAAUUUCUGCUCAACCAUCGCUCUUUUUGAACAGUCGUGA